Messenger RNA from Helicoverpa zea (corn earworm), 1035 nucleotides. It is a transcript of the gene Dmc1, whose product is annotated as meiotic recombination protein DMC1/LIM15 homolog. NCBI's taxonomy places the organism in Eukaryota, Metazoa, Arthropoda, Insecta, Lepidoptera, Noctuidae. Gene Ontology annotation, biological process: mitotic recombination; DNA recombinase assembly; DNA repair. Gene Ontology annotation, molecular function: single-stranded DNA binding; ATP-dependent DNA damage sensor activity; double-stranded DNA binding. Bases 1 to 1020 code for a protein of 339 amino acids. Gene Ontology annotation, cellular component: nucleus; condensed nuclear chromosome. The record is from RefSeq and is a predicted model, not a curated record. The transcript has 5 exons.
AUGAUUGAUCAAGCUCUAGACGAUAACGUUUCUGAAAAUGACGAGGAGGAAAGCUUUUUCCAAGAUGUAGACAUAUUACAGAAGCAUGGUAUCAACGUAGCAGACAUAAAAAAAUUAAAAGCGGCAGGAAUAUGCACUAUAAAGGGGAUUCAGAUGUCCACAAAGAAGAAACUGUGCAAUAUCAAAGGUUUUUCUGAUACUAAAGUUGAGAAAAUCAAAGAAGCUUGUCAAAAAGUUGCAACUCUUGGUUUCAUGACGGCGUUAGAAGUGAGCGAUCGGCGGAAACACGUUUUCAAAAUUAGUACGGGGAGUAAGGAAUUAGAUAAGUUACUGGCUGGCGGAGUGGAAUCAAUGGCGAUUACUGAAGUGUUCGGUGAGUUUCGCACAGGCAAGACUCAACUAUCGCACACUUUAUGCGUUACCACGCAAAUCCCCAACUCUACUGGUUACCACGGCGGGAAAGUCAUGUUCCUUGACACUGAACAUACAUUCCGGCCUGACCGACUGCGGCCAAUUGCAGACAGAUUCAAUUUAGACCAAAGUGCAGUCCUAGAUAACGUGCUAUACGCCAGAGCAUAUACGUCAGAACAUCAGGCGGAAUUGCUAGACUAUGUGGCAGCCAAGUUCCACGAAGAAGCUGGGCUAUUCAAGCUACUUAUAAUAGACUCUAUCAUGGCAUUGUUUAGAGUCGACUUCUCAGGACGAGGCGAGUUGGCUGAUAGACAGCAAAAACUAGCGCAAGUACUCUCACGGUUACAAAAGAUAUCUGAAGAAUAUAAUGUCGCAGUUUUUAUAACGAAUCAAAUGACAGCCGAUCCCGGGGCAACGCUGUCUUUUCAAGUGGACCCGAAGAAGCCUAUAGGGGGCAAUAUUCUUGCUCACGCAUCUACCACGCGAAUAUCUUUGAGGAAGGGCCGUGGAGAAAAUAGGAUCGCUAAAAUAUACGAUUCGCCCGAUUUGCCUGAAAGUGAAGCCACUUUUGCCAUAACAAAUGGAGGUGUGGCUGAUGCUAAAGAUUAAACAUUAUUGAAACAA